CCUCACCUCAGCUUCCAGCUCCUGAGCUCCACGACGAGAACACGUUGCACAACAAUUGCAGCUCCAUCAAACCUUCAACCAGAAGACCCUCCAAACAUCCUUCAUUCCGAACUACCCCCUCCUACACCAUGUCGAAACGCGUCGCCCUCCUCCCGAAGCCCCUCCCGGCCGACGAGGUCAACGUCGGCCAACUCCUCAUCCACCCCUUGCACCCCGAACUCGACGGCUUCUUCAGCGAGAAGCAGGCCGCCGCCGUGGAUGAGCUGAACGACUAUUUCAUCCAGUUGCGGUACAAAGAUCUCUUCAGCGUCGACACCGAGGGCCGCUUCGCCCAGAACUUCGGCGCCAAGUUCGACCUAGGACAGGUCUACCGCAAGCCCAACCUGCUGAGCGUCAGCGCCGAGCAGAUGAUCCAGCGCAUCUCUAAGCACCCGUACGCUGCCUUUGAGACCGUGUGCUCGGACCCGGACGCACAGGCGUGGAUUGCAGAGCUGGCCAAAGAAGAGAAGGCCUGCUACAUUGUGCUCGGCAUCACGGAAUUCAAGAACGCAGUAUUCAAGCGCGCGGUGCUGCAAGACGGUGGUGUGAGCAACCGGCUCAAGGAACAACCGAUCGAAAAGGGGGCCAAGGUGCCGCGGUCAGUGCGCCGCGACAGCACGCUGGGCUUGGGCACGGAGGCGCAUCUGAGUGGCGUGUUCGGAAUGGACGUGCGGCGCAUCAAGGCCAGGAUCUCGCGGGUACAGGAGCCACACACCGUCGAGGACUUGAAGUGGAACUGGAUCUACUACAACUUGCCCGGAUCGCCGGGCCUGCAGCUGAUGAUUGGGCUGGGCGAGAGCCUGAAGGCGGAGGAGCUGCGGCUGAUGCUGGACCUGAGCGAUGAGGAGGUCAAGGGCAAUCUUCAUGUCAUUUCGAACCUGAGUAUGGAUGCGCUGCAAGCUGCUGCGUCACCGAUGUUAAGACCUAGCUCACCUGCACUGCGUGGUAGAUCGCCCUCUCCGAAUCCGGCCACUAUGCGGCUGUGACUGACUCUAGGAACUACGACGAGCCACGAAGAGGUACAAAGAGCUACAGAGAGAGUCGGGAAAGGAGUAUGGAAAGGAGCAUGGGAAGGGCUAUGGGGAACAAUUUGUGGCGUGCUAGCGGCUGCAAGGGGGCAUAAUGGGUGAUGUUCUGGGUUUUACGGCGUUCAGGUACUCUCACUCUGGCGAGCAUCGAAAGCGUAUGGAGCGAACGUUCUAUACCCGAUGAUGCCUUACGAAAUCAACCUCUUUCCACUCUUUCCACUCUUGUCAGCUUCAUGUCGCGAUCAAAUUUUUACACUCGAUGAUACGGUGACGGUGGAAAUAAUAGGGUAUAUAUAGUGUACGUUGACUGAUGAUAGGAAGUGAUGAAAAGGCAGGAAACCUCACCUAACUGAAGGUGUUUAUCACUAAUACUUGAUUCCAUCACAUCAUUAGCCCCUCGAUUCUAUUACACCUAAACACGAAUUAUCGAUACAAAAAGAAAAGUAAACUAAG
This is a messenger RNA of Mytilinidion resinicola, 1520 nucleotides long. RefSeq lists its product as uncharacterized. NCBI's taxonomy places the organism in Eukaryota, Fungi, Ascomycota, Dothideomycetes, Mytilinidiales, Mytilinidiaceae. The record is from RefSeq and is a predicted model, not a curated record. The transcript has a single exon. Bases 129 to 1025 code for a protein of 298 amino acids.